UACACCUGGCUAGGUGGCACACAGCGCGGCCACACCAUAACAUCUGUAGGACCACACAGUCACUGACCGUGUGUCUAGCUAGCUUAGGGACAUUUCCACUUAGUGAGGUUAACCUAGCCAACGUUGUCGGACCGUCGUGUGUUCACAUCCUGGAAUGGAAGUGUUGGGAGAGCAGUACUACAGAGAUGCCAUGGAGCAGUGUCAUAACUACAACGCCAGGCUCUGUGCUGAGAGGAGCGUCCGAAUGCCGUUCCUCGACUCUCAGACUGGUGUGGCUCAGAGCAACUGUUACAUUUGGAUGGAAAAAAGACACCGUGGGCCAGGCAUGGCUCCAGGGCAGCUCUACACCUACCCAUCCAGGAGGUGGAGGAAGAAACGGCGAUCUCAUCCUCCAGAGGACCCGCGCCUUAUCUUCCCUCCUGUCAAGUCAGAGGCAGAUAUAGGACUGAAGAAGGAUGCUCUAUUAUCAGAUGGCAGCAGCCUGGAGGCCCUGCUGAAGGGCGACGCCUUGGAUAAACGGACGACCACAGAGCUGCGGGGGUCUGAGGAGGAUUCAAACCAGAGUGACUACACCGGGGGCCUCAACCCUGCCACUCGGAUCAGAAAGAGAAUCGUUGAACCAGAUGACUUCCUGGAUGACCUGGAUGAUGAAGACUACGAGGAAGACACGCCUAAAAGACGGGGCAAAGGAAAAGGGAAGGGUCGAGGAGUGGGCAGUACUCGGAAGAAGCUGGAUACGGCAGCGCUGGAGGACAGAGACAAGCCGUACGCCUGUGACAUCUGUGGGAAGCGCUACAAAAACCGUCCUGGCCUGAGCUACCAUUACGCCCACUCCCACCUGGCUGAGGAGGAGGGUGAGGAGAAGGAAGAGAUGGAGAUAAUCGAGCCUGCCCUGUCGCUGCCCGAGGAGCCUAAAAGUAAGAGAUCGUCGGCUGUGGUCAGAUUUCACUGUCAGAUUGCUGGGCUCAGCCUAGAGCUGAACGCUGAUGCGCUUCCUGUGUUUUCCUAUCGUUGCUCAGCUCCAAAGAAAGGCCCAGAUGGUCUUGCAUUGCCUAAUAAUUACUGUGACUUCUGCCUGGGAGACUCCAAAACCAACCACAAGACCGGCCAGUCAGAAGAGCUGGUGUCCUGCUCGGACUGCGGACGCUCAGGCCACCCAUCCUGCCUGCAGUUCACUCCUGUAAUGAUGGCCGCCGUAAAGACGUACCGCUGGCAGUGCAUAGAGUGCAAGUGUUGCAACAUGUGCGGCACCUCAGAGAAUGACGAUCAGCUUCUGUUCUGUGACGACUGUGAUAGAGGCUAUCACAUGUAUUGUCUCAACCCACCCAUGUCUGAGCCGCCAGAGGGGAGCUGGAGCUGUCAUCUAUGUCUGGACCUCUUGAAAGACAAGGCAUCCAUAUACCAGAACCAGAGUGCCCCAACAUCGUGAUGGCCACCCACCCCUCUGCUACACACUCAUUACUCAACCGUCCCUCAGCAGUAUGAUUUACCCUUCGAGAUAGAUGAUUAACUCCCCUGACAAGCUGACUGUGGAAGCAGUGUGUUCAGAACAGACAAUAAAUUGUAAAAGGGAAUUAUCCCCUACCAAACUGGCCUCAGCUAACUUCACCUAUGACUGUUGCACAGUUCCAAGCUCAGAGUCUGACUGCAUCGAUUUUUAUUUUCAUCUAUUUGCCACGUAGCCAAUUUGAGCAGUACUGCAUUUCCACAGGAUGCACAGCAUAAAUAGCCACAAUCUGACUUCCUGUUCAGUUUUUUUACAUAUACACAACGUUGCUAAAACCUUCUCUAUCUUGCAAUGUACUAAUUUUAUGACAAGAACAGAAAUAGAGCUUGGAAUCGAGUAGCAUGCCUGUGCUUGCUCAUCAUAGAAAAAAGAGAGACAUUUUAUAAUAUUUAUAUAUUUCUAUGGUAUAUAAUAGUGUUAAGUAUGUACAAAUUGGAAAGAAGACUGGUCAUGUAAUGGUCUUUUACUUAGUGCCCAUCAUCAUUAUGGAGAAAUCCACAACCACAUGUUCUUUUAUGGCACUGCUGACGUUUGGUGAUUCACCUGGUGUGGUAAGAGUCAAAGGGAUCUGCUGAGACUGUAAAUGAUUUUCCAUCUCAUCCUUGGUGGCCACACACUGGCACACACAGGAACUAUGAAUAGAAAUCAUGACAUUCUGGUCAAAGUGGCUCCAAAUGCUGAAGUACUUCAGGGAUGGCAGGAUAGACUUCACUCUUGUUGUUGACUCUUGUGUGCUAGCAGCUUAUUGAGCUGCACUGAGCUCAAGAAGAUCCAUAAUGUGAAUGUUCCAUUCAGGCUUUGGGGCCUUUUUGACAAAACUGUGGGCUUUUCACUGUUCUGUCGACUGCAUAGACAAUUAAGAGAUGAUGUUGAUAGAUAUGAUGAUUCCAAGUAAAUUAAAACCUGUUCCGGCUUAUGUUAUCAGCCAGGUAAAGGGAUAAAAAGCCUUCAUCGCUGUGUUCUAGCAGUUUGCUGAUCAUGCAGCAUACCUAAUACCUGUUGACUUGUUGUGACACCACUAGAUUAUUUUAAUGUAAUUGAGACUAUGUGACCUUGCAGAUGGUUGCUCGCUGGCAAUGUUAAAGCAAUGUAAGAGCUCCUGUAGGUUGCUGGGAUGACAGGGACUGAGUCAUUUUAGGCUCUGUUGGCAGAUAAUGUAUGAUACUGUAAUUUUUCUUCCCCUGAAAAUGCUAUUACAGAUGGGGGACUGUGGCUGCAAUUAUGGAUGGCUCCAUAUUGUAAAAAGAGAUUAUAAUGUGUCUGUGUAAAGUUGUAUGGAGAAACAUCUCUUUUAGUUACAGCUUUUGUAGUUUAAUUAUGCAAUGGUUUCCUUCUGUGGCAAGGCUAAAAGAAAAAAGUCUGGCUGAACUGCUAAAGCAGUUAUUUUACCUCAAACAGAAACAGUAUUUAAAGGGUUGAAACACGCUGUUGAUAAAGGGGACAAAAGCAGUGCGAUGAAUAGUAAUGACAGCUGCAGUGUCCGCUUCAAUAACUGCAUAUCCUACAGGUAAACAAGUGCAUGCUCACUAAUUGUUUUCACUCUCAUGCUACAUAGUUGUCUCAGCAUUAGGUCGGCAGGUGUUGGGAAGUGGUGUAAUAUAAAUUAACCAUGCUAUCAUGUCGUUUCAACAGCCAACUAACAAUUACUAAAGCAUUACAGGAGUAUAACUUGGUUUAUUUUCUCAUCACGUUUAAACUUAGUUAUUUAGAGAUGGUUGCUACUAGAAUAUUUUUGAAUUUUUGUAUUCAUGGAUGAUGUUUGCGUACCUGAUAUGCGAGGACAUUUUGGGACUUCAGUGGAGGUUGCUUUCUAGUUAAUCCUGUGAUCCAGGCCUCAUCUGAGCCGCUCUCUGCCAAAGCUUGAAACAAGAAGCAAAGCCCAUAAUGCGAUUAAGAGGCAGAUUCUGGACCUGAACCUUUAACACUGAAUGGUUAAAUGAUGGACCCAACUUCUAGGCUACACUCACAGUAAAGCCAUAAAGAAACACGAGUCCACGUGUAGUCCUAAUUUAUGUAUACUUAUUUUUUAACAUCAAAUUUUAAAUCAAAUUACAGUGUUCUGCUCUCUAGCUUUGGGAGAGAAUUGUUCAUGAUGUUUAAACCAAGAUCAUAGGUUUACAUAGUAGGUGAAUUCUCUAUAGGGUGGACUUUCAUUUGGAUUGUGAUGGAACGUUUUAUUGUACGAACUUUGUCUUCAGGAAAAUAAAAUACUAGGCACUAUAACCUGC
Messenger RNA from Scatophagus argus, 3735 nucleotides. It is a transcript of the gene dpf2, whose product is annotated as D4, zinc and double PHD fingers family 2. Gene Ontology annotation, biological process: nervous system development. The record is from RefSeq and is a predicted model, not a curated record. The transcript is spliced from 10 exons. Gene Ontology annotation, cellular component: nBAF complex. Lineage: Eukaryota; Metazoa; Chordata; Actinopteri; Scatophagidae. Bases 155 to 1429 code for a protein of 424 amino acids.